Molecule: messenger RNA, 3669 nt
Organism: Bacillus rossius redtenbacheri
Lineage: Eukaryota; Metazoa; Arthropoda; Insecta; Phasmatodea; Bacillidae
Product: F-box/LRR-repeat protein 2-like
Exons: 6
Coding region: 2156-3445 (429 amino acids)
Biological process (GO): SCF-dependent proteasomal ubiquitin-dependent protein catabolic process
Cellular component (GO): SCF ubiquitin ligase complex
Molecular function (GO): protein binding
Source: RefSeq, a predicted model, not a curated record
UGUUCAAUUGUUCUGUAAAGUAAAUAGACUUAUGUUUUAAUCUAGUGUAUUGUAAUUUAGUUAGAAAGAUUCUUCUGUGACGUAAUAUAUAACUACUACUUACAUGAAAAUUGGGGAAGGUAAUACUCAAAGUAACACUUUUUCUGCUGAAACAAUGAGCAUUUAGUCUACGUAUAUACAAACUAGUUUUGAUUUCUUUUUCACCCAAACACAUGUGCCAUUUAUUUAUUUUUUAAAUUCAAAUUUAAAAUUGUUCCAAAUAUACUAGUUGGCGGCACAUAAGGGCCGGCCCAUUCCUUUAACAAUGUGAUUAUAAAUCCAUGUUAUAGAUAUAUUUUUUUGUUAAUCAAUUUAUAAAAUAUCCAAUGUGAAAAUAAUCUUAAGUAAAAUAAAAACAGAAGUACUAAUAUCUAGACAAAAUCAUUAUUUUGCCUUAUGAAACCAAAAGAUCCACUGGUUCCCCCCCAGCCAUCAGGAGAGUGAAUUGUAACAAAGUUGUAACAUAACUUGGGUUUACUCUGUUAUGACUGAGGAGUGUAACACCCCUACUCCUCACCCCCCUGACCCAUCCCUUUCUCACGCUGUUUUUAGUCACAUUCACCCUAACUUUCUUUCUAUUUGGAGAGUGUUUGUAAACUUAAAUUUGAAAGCCUGUGUAUUCAACUUUUUUUAUUUAUUAUUUUUUUCACACUUUUAUUGGCUCUCCUUAUCUCCAUAUGCAAGAUUUUUUUACAAGUUUUAUGUACGUUUUAUUUUAAAAUUUGUCAAGAAAUGCUUUAUCAUUCGUUUCUUUCCUAUAAUAAUUCAACACUAUUGCUGUUGCAUUGUUAACUAGGACUGUAGUAACAGUGAAUGCCACAUCCAAACAUGUGGCCAAGUCGUAUCACACAACCACACCACCUAUUGUAUCCCAGACUGCCCUUAUUUUAUUGAACUAGGUUUGCCAACUCAUGGAUUUUUGUGGCAGCACAUUGGGAUGGCCAGGUCUGCCAACUUCUGGCAAUGUGCACAAAGUUAUUAACAAUACAUAUUUGUUUCUUUUGCUAUUACAUCUUGUCUGGAUGAUAUUCAGCCAUAGGGGUGCCCUCUGUUCAGAACAAGUACUGUGACAAUUUAAUGUCAUGAUCAAACUUGCUGAUGUUUAAUUACUAACAGUUUUAUUUUUAGCUCAAUUUCACUUUUGUUAUUGUGUGUAUAAGACUUCUAUGUUGUUGAUAUUAUUUUUUAAAAUGCUGUGUUUUGAUUAAAAUUGUGCAUUAUUCAAAAUUUAGAGUCAAAUAUUAAGUAUUACCAUUUUCACUAAAAUAAUAUUUUAAUUGCUUUAAAAGCAAUAUUUGUUUGAUGAAAGAAUUUUUAGCAUAUGUUGGAGUAUCUUUACUCAGAACAAAAUAUUAUUUAGCAAGCAUGUGUAUAAUUAAGGCACAGCAGCAGACUGGAACUUUCGAUGUACGCUAUUUCGGCAGCCAAUCAGGACUGUCCCAAGUUGUGGUGUGAUGCAGUGGAGGAUUUUAUUUAGAGGGAGGCAAUGGGGCACGUCCCCCCCCCCCCCCCUUUUCUUUCCAUGAGGGUAAAUUUUUUACUGGGUAAUACGACUUCUGAAGUAAUAAACUGAUAUUAUACUAGGUACAGACUACCGGUGCUACACCCAGAGGUCAAUCCUGGAUCCGCCACUGGUGUGAUGUACCCUUCCAGACUUUCUUGGAACAAAAUUUGUAAGAACACAAUUUUCCUAUAUGGUCAGGUCCUGCCCUGUGAUUGGUCGGUUGGCCCACAGAGUUGCCUCCCUUUGUUUUCACCUUUUAAGGGAAGACCUUCGUUGUCUUAACUAGUCGCUCGAUUGUCACAGCGUGCGGUUGCGUCCGCAACUCACAGCAUUAUGAUUUCAGUUGGUGAGACCGCAAAUUUCACGUCUGCUGGUCAGGGCCCAAGCUGAGUUCUAACAUUUUUUCUUAUAUUUAGAUAACUUUUUGGAUUUUUUUUAUUGUGUGAAAUUGGACCCCAGGAGUUUGGUAUCAGAUCAGGUGGACUUCUGGUCCCCCCCUCCCCCCCCCUUGGGAAUUCUUGUAGCUCUGGUUAAAAGGUUGAUUGAGGGACGUUAUUGUUUUAUAUGUGUAGGAUCGAAUGAUAAGAACCAAAUGAAUGAAGCCAUCUGUAAAUGUAUCGGCUCGCAGUGUUUCGCCACGUCUCGAGUGACAGUCUUGGGUGUGAAUGGCUAGAGAGUGUGUUGUCAGCCAUGGAAGUGUCGCUGAACGACUUCCCGGACGAGGUUCUGGUGGAAAUACUGCGCCACCUCCCCGCGGAGGAGCUGGCCGGGGCAGCGAGGCGAGUCUGCCGGAGGUGGGGGGCCCUGUGUCGCGACCGGACCGUGUGGGAGGGCAAGUCGUUCGCGUGCGACAGGCUCACGGAGCGCUCGGUGAUCCUGGACGUGCUCGAGACGGCCUCGACGCUCCGACUGUUCGAAGUGCACUCGCGGGACGAUGCCCGGGACCUCGUCACGCGGCUGUGCGCCAGCUGCAAAGGCUUCAGCAUGCUUCACGUGAUGAGCUGCAACCUUGGAACAAACACGCACUGGCUUCUGGAAGAUGUUGCUCGCAGCAGCCGAGACCUCCUGGUUCUGAACCUGAAAGGCUCUUACGCAUUGACGGAAGCUGCAUUUAUGACCAUUGUCGGGUUCAAGAAAUUGUACAGCCUUAACCUCUCCUACUGCAAGGGUCUUACGGGAUAUGCUCUUCGAGAAAUUGUGAAUGGCUGCAGAUGUCUGAAGGAAUUGUGUAUUGAUGAUAUUGUAAAAAUCUAUGAUUCAGACAUAAUUUAUGUCAUAGACAAGCAAUAUGAUCUCUUAGACAUUCUGCAUUUAGAUGGAGAAGAUUUAACGGAUGCAUCAUUUGUAGCACUGUCCAAGUGUACAGGGUUGACUGAUCUUCAGAUAUCAUUUUGUGAUCACAUGACCGACCAAGGCCUGCUCAAUGGAAUAGGAAAGUUGACAAAACUAUCAGUGCUCAAACUAAGGAAAGGCGUGCAACUCACAAGUCCAGGAUUACUUAAAUUCUUUAAAAGUGAUAACUUCUCCAGUCUGAUGUACCUUGACAUGUCCGAGUGUUCGUCGCUGGACGACAGCACCAUGCUUGCUAUUGGUACCAGCGCUCGUAACUUGUGGGUGCUGAUUCUGCACUGGUGCUGGGAAGUGACAGAUGACGGUGUUCACUUCAUCGUGACCAACUGCCGACAUCUCAGGAAGCUGGACCUUCUUGGACUUGCGAGGAUAUCAGGGACUGUGUGGCUGGAGCUGGUGCCCUCCGUGCUGCCGGAGCUCACCUACCUGAGCCUGGAGCAGUGCCGCAGCAUCUGCGACCAGGGCGUGACGACCCUCGUGGCUCGCAUGCCAGGCCUGCGCGUGAUCGACUACUACGGCGACAGUGUGGCCGACAGCCUCGACCGCAGUUGACGCCCCCUCGCGGACAUGGCUGCGCCCGUACGUGCCGGCCGUCGGCUAAUUGCAACCACUUGCAUGACAUCAUGAUGUUUCUCAUGGACCAUGUUAUUUAAAAGAUAUUUGCACAUCCACUUAGAAUUAAAAUAUUUAUCAUGAACGAUUGAAUGGUAUUUGUUGUAACUCUUAUUCGAUUAAUAUGGUGUUAAUUCUUGCAAAAAAUAAAUUCUUAUAACAAG